Messenger RNA from Sinocyclocheilus rhinocerous, 611 nucleotides. RefSeq names its product diamine acetyltransferase 1-like. The record is from RefSeq and is a predicted model, not a curated record. Gene Ontology annotation, molecular function: spermidine binding; diamine N-acetyltransferase activity. The transcript is spliced from 7 exons. NCBI's taxonomy places the organism in Eukaryota, Metazoa, Chordata, Actinopteri, Cypriniformes, Cyprinidae. The coding region runs from base 57 to 611 and encodes 184 amino acids.
CUACGUUUCACAUACAGAGGACUAGUCAGCAAAGGAAAAAAGAGCAAAAGAAGAAAAUGGCCAGUUUUAUAUUACGGAAAGCCGAGCCCAAGGACGUGUCUGACAUACUGCGACUCAUAAAGGAACUGGCAAAAUUUGAAGAAAUGGAAGAUCAAGUUAUUCUUACUGAGAAAGAUCUGCUGGAGGAUGGGUUUGGAGAUCAUCCGUUCUAUCACUGUAUCGUGGCUGACGUGCCCAAACAGCACCAGAGCGCCGACAGUCAUGUGAUCAUUGGCUUUGCCAUGUAUUAUUUCACCUAUGACCCCUGGAUUGGGAAACUGCUCUACUUGGAGGACUUCUACGUCAUGAAGGAGUUUCGAGGUUUUGGAAUUGGGUCUGAAAUCCUGAAGAAACUGAGUCAGACGGCGGUCAGGACUCGAUGCAGCAGCAUGCACUUCAUCGUGGCGGAGUGGAACAAACCCUCCAUCGACUUCUACAAGCGGCGCGGAGCGUCUGAUCUCUCGCUGGAGGAAGGAUGGAGGCUCUUCAAGAUCGACAAGCAGAACCUGCUCAAGCUUCUGGCUAUUCUUCAUGCAGUCCAGAAUGGCAGCACAGCUGAAAGGUUUGUCUGA